Molecule: messenger RNA, 1286 nt
Organism: Epinephelus fuscoguttatus (brown-marbled grouper)
Lineage: Eukaryota; Metazoa; Chordata; Actinopteri; Perciformes; Serranidae
Gene: pou2af3
Product: lnc RNA pou2af1
Exons: 5
Coding region: 194-1030 (278 amino acids)
Molecular function (GO): DNA binding; POU domain binding
Source: RefSeq, a predicted model, not a curated record
AAAUCUCAAACUAAUAUGUCCCCAGCUAUAUUACAAUAUUGUUGUAUGCUCUAGCUCUGCUGUAGGACAUUUGUGUUGAGAUUUUUGGAGACUUUUGCACAAAUUUCGUUCUUGGCCAUUUUGCUGAGGCAGAAAAGGACGUUGUGGAGUCCCACAGGUCUUCUCCAGGGAGCCUCUCUUCAUCAAAGUCAUCAUGUCUGAUAAGCCGAGGGUGUACCAGGGCGUCCGAGUGAAGACCACGGUCAAAGAGCUGCUCCAGAGGCACAGAGCCCGGGAGGCCAACAGCAAAAAAGUUAAAACGAUAUCCCAGGCUUGCUCCAAUCUCCAGGAUCUCUCCUCUUUUCAAAGUCGCUAUGUGGACCCUCCUCCCACCGCUGCCCCUGUGGACGCGAGCAGCUGUGGAGCGCGAGCCUUCCAGCUGCGCACCGCCCAGUUCCCCGUGCCUGACAGCUCGUGCAACAACCUGAUGCAGCAGAGCACCUUCAACGACAUCCAGGAGCAAUUCGGCGACAUGGUGUUGCCCGGCAACGGCUACAGUGGCAGUAACAACAACAACAAUAACAACAACAACAACCACAGCCCUGACAGCGGCUACAACGCCUUCCUGCCUCCCCAUCCCACCUUCGAGCUGCCGUGGUGCCCUGGACUCUCCUCUGAUGCGGACUACUAUGGCCCUGGGAUGGCUCCCUGCUCCCCACCGGAGUCGCUGAAGCUCUGCAACCCCAUGGAUCACAACAGCUACUCACCGCAGGACUCUUUCUCCUCCUCUUCCUCUUCCUGCUACGACUCACCCACCAGGAUGGAGUCCAGCUACCACAGCUUCCCCUCAGAGCACUACCACUAUCAACACUGCAACCUCCAGGACUGUUACUGCCUGUCCCACUGCUGGCCGGGCCAACAGGAGAGCUUCUCUGCCCCCGAAUAUGCACCUUACUACAACCCCACAGACUAUCCAUACACCUGUCCUGCGGAGGAGAACUAUUAUAAGAGGGAUCUGAUGAGCUCUGAAAUGUGUUACAAUAUACUAUGAUGAGACCGUCGACAGUAUUGUUUGACUUGGACUGUAAAUAUUCUGUUCAAGUAGCCAGUGAGGCUGUUUGCUGUUUGCUUGGAUGGUCCGCUGUGCAUUUCACUGUGUGCUCUGAUUGGCUUUUUGCUUUGGUGGAAUGAUGAAUGCUGAAUGGAUGGAAAGGCUGAUAUUUUUGUAUCGAUGACUCUUAUUUUACUACUAAGAUUUAUUUUCAUACACAUAACUUGUUUCGUUAAAUAAAAAAGUGUUAAAUCAA